Molecule: messenger RNA, 1585 nt
Organism: Engraulis encrasicolus (European anchovy)
Lineage: Eukaryota; Metazoa; Chordata; Actinopteri; Clupeiformes; Engraulidae
Gene: ckbb
Product: creatine kinase, brain b
Exons: 8
Coding region: 129-1274 (381 amino acids)
Biological process (GO): phosphocreatine biosynthetic process
Molecular function (GO): creatine kinase activity
Source: RefSeq, a predicted model, not a curated record
UGCCGGCAUAUAAAACCGGAGGAAAGCCGCUUAUAACUGGACACCAUUGUCAGCGUUGGUGUGUUCAGUUGUGGUCUGUAGAGAGGACUGUCUUUCCCAAAGAAAAUCGACGUAAGGUGAAUACAAUCAUGCCUUUCAGCAACACUCACAAUAUGAUGAAGAUGAACUACUCCGCGGAGCAGGAGUACCCCGACCUCAGCCAGCAUAACAAUCACAUGGCGAAGGUGUUGACCCCAGAGAUGUAUGCAAACCUCCGCGACAAACAAACCCCAAGUGGAUUUACGCUGGAUGAUGUCAUUCAAACUGGGGUUGAUAACCCAGGUCACCCCUUCAUCAUGACUGUCGGAUGUGUUGCCGGCGAUGAGGAGACGUACGAAGUCUUCAAAGACCUGCUGGACCCAGUCAUCGAGGAUCGCCACGGAGGAUACAAGCCCACAGACACACACAAGACCGACCUGAACCCAGACAACCUCCAGGGCGGUGACGACCUGGACCCCAACUACGUGCUGAGCUCCCGAGUGAGGACCGGACGCAGCAUCAAGGGCUUCUGCUUGCCCCCCCACUGCAGCCGCGGAGAGCGACGAGGCAUCGAGAACCUCUCUAUCGACGCCCUGAGCUCUCUGGACGGAGACUUGAAGGGAAAGUACUACGCCCUGCGCAACAUGACGGAGGAGGAGCAGCAGCAGCUCAUCGAUGACCACUUCCUGUUCGACAAACCAGUGUCCCCGCUGCUGUUGGCCUCCGGCAUGGGCCGCGACUGGCCCGACGCCAGGGGCAUCUGGCACAACGACACCAAAACGUUCCUGGUGUGGGUGAACGAGGAGGACCACUUGCGCGUCAUCUCCAUGCAGAAGGGUGGCAACAUGAAGGAAGUCUUCCAUCGCUUCUGCGAAGGCCUCACAAAGAUCGAGUCCUUAUUCAAGGACAAGGGUCACUCAUUCAUGUGGAACGAGCACCUGGGCUACGUGCUGACGUGCCCCUCCAACCUGGGCACGGGGCUGCGUGGCGGCGUCCACGUCAAGCUGCCCAACGUUAGCAAGCACGAGAAGUUCGGAGAGAUCCUCAAGAGGCUCAGGCUCCAGAAACGCGGAACAGGUGGUGUGGACACGGCAGCGGUAGGCGGCGUGUUCGACAUCUCCAACGCCGACCGCCUGGGCUUCUCCGAGGUGGAGCUGGUGCAGAUGGUCGUGGACGGCGUCAAGCUUCUGGUCGACAUGGAGAAGCGCCUGGAGAACGGCGAGUCAAUCGACGACCUCAUGCCCGACCAGAAGUAAAGGAAAACUGAAGCGAAACGCCUCCCUUCGUGUGUGCGUGCCGUGCGCGUGUGUCCGUCCAAGCUCCCCUUUGACCUUGUCACCCACUCCCAAUAUGACCUUCACCAACCCUCUGCUCCCCCCACCCGUCCUUCUCAAGUACCAAUAAUCUUAACUACAUCAAGGAAAACACUCUCCGCCCGUGCGAGUUAGUGGCACUAAAGUUAGCUGAGCCUUCCAUCAGUGAUGAAGGAUUUUGUAUCUCAAAACAUCUCGCAGUGUUGACGAUGGAUCUUAACACCUGAAAUAAAACCUGUCUGGCCUCUCUGGAA